GGAGAGCGUGGUCUGGCCGCCCCGGGGCCACGGUGAGGGGCUCAGCCAGCUGCCAACAAUUGCCUUUACCCCUUCCCAGAGUGGCUUGUUGGUGCGAACCGGUGGGGUUCGUGGCCCGGGGCUUUCCCUUGCUAUUUGACCCAAGAGCAAGGCAGUUAAAGCCUCUGGAUGCUUUUACGAUAUGGGGAAGAGUAGUACAAAGCAACGUUUCCGCGAGCUGGCGUUUCAGAUGGCAGCCUGUGAAGGCCUACGGCAGCAAAACUAAACGGGAAAUACUACUUUAUGGCCAGCAUAGCUCAAAAAUCCCUCUACUCCUGAGUUAUGUGUGUGUCGGUGCUUCAGCGCCGCAGGAUCGGAGCAUUCAUAGAAAUGGCAAUAAUGAAUAACCCCGUUGAGGUUUCAAGCCCAACCUUGGCACCUCAGUCCUUGGCUUUCGGAGGUGCCACUUAAACAAGUGCGAAGGUUGGACAAGAAGCCGUGUCCCGGACGGACGGAUGGACGGGGCGCAACGCGCUAUCGUUACGGAGCCUUCCCAGGGCUUUGCUUUCGGCUGCCACGCUUCAACAGGGGGGAGUCAGCUGGGGAAAACCAGCGGUCUUCUAGCAAAGGGGAGCAAAGCAAACGCAGAGAAAUCAGAAAAGAGCCACACCUUGUGCCGCGGCCUGUUUCUUGUUUUCUUGUUGUCCUUUUAUUUUAUUUUCUUAAAAAAAGGAAAGAAAAAGAAGUCCUUCAAAAGGAGCAGCAAAUGUGCACCGCUCAUCGCCCAAAGCGCUGCCAAGCAAAUCUUUUGUUAAAUCGCCUGCCCUAAAUCAAAACCCCCGACUCAGCAGGCCCCACGACCCGAAAUUCUGCCUGCGCAGCACGGCCGCUCAAAGCCCCCUGCUCCUGCCGCAUUGUCGGAAAGCCCUCGCGCUCCCAGCCCGGCUCCCACGCCGGUAUAUAGCGGGGUGUCGCCGUCGCUGCAGAUCGCAGUCCGGGUUUGGCUUUUGGUUUUGGAGCGCAGCCAGCAGCAAAUGUCUCAAUAUUCAGGAAAAAUCGCUUUCUACGAGGGCAAAUGCUUCAGCGGCAGAAAGCUGGAGGUCUGCGGGGCCUGCGAGAGCUUCCAGGCGCGCGGCUUCCCCAGCCGGGUCAACUCCAUCUGCGUCCGGAGCGGCGCCUGGCUCUGCUUCGACCACGCCGGCUUCCGCGGGCGGCAGUACGUGCUGGAGCACGGGGACUACCCCGACUUCCGCCGCUGGAACGGCCACAGCGACCACCUGGGCUCCUGCCGCCCCGUCGGGAUGCACGGAGAGCAUUACAGAAUCGAAAUCUUUGAGGGGAACCGUUUCAGCGGUCGCAGCCUGGAGCUCACCGAAGAUUGCUCCUUCCUGCAAGGACGAGGCUGGGACCAGAACUACGUCAACGCCAUCAAAGUGUACGGCGACGGCGCGUGGGUGCUGUACGAGAAGCCCAACUACCGAGGCCGUACGUACAUGGUGGAGCGGGGAGAGUUCAGCAGCUGCCACGAGUGGCAGGCGCAGAGGCCAAACAUCCAGUCCCUCAGAAGAGUCAUCAACUACUUCUAGCGGGGCGUUCGUCGCACCGGUGGUGCCCUGCUGCAAGCCGGGGGCUCUCCUCCCUUCCCGCUUGCUGCUGACAUCUGGA
This is a messenger RNA of Dromaius novaehollandiae (emu), 1644 nucleotides long. RefSeq names its product crystallin gamma N (gene CRYGN). The transcript has 4 exons. Lineage: Eukaryota; Metazoa; Chordata; Aves; Casuariiformes; Dromaiidae. Gene Ontology annotation, molecular function: structural constituent of eye lens. Bases 1014 to 1565 code for a protein of 183 amino acids. Gene Ontology annotation, biological process: lens development in camera-type eye; visual perception. The record is from RefSeq and is a predicted model, not a curated record.